AUGGCGGAGAACGUACGGUCGCCUUUUGACUACCGGGAGCCACCGACCCUCGACAGCGACGGCGAUGGGAGCAAACCGCCGCCGCCCCGGGGGCGGGUGUGUGGGAGAAAACGGAAGGGGACGCCAGUGAAGGUGUGUGACCGGGCUUAUGUGACAGAGGAUGAGGAGGAGGAGAGUCUGUCGGAACACAGCUACAGCCCCGGUGAUGGACAGUACCCAGAAGGAGCUGAGGACAGGCUGCCUCCGCCAGGCAGCCCCUACUACCUCGCAGACCCCUCCCAGAUCUGUGUGUCGGAGCUGGGGGAGGAGGGGGCCAGCGGGGUGCGCGGCUCCGUGCUCUUCCAUCCUCCGCCCAACUGCAGGAUCCGCGAGGUGCACUGUGGGAGCCAGGUGCGCCUGGUCGUCAUAGCGAUCCGCGACAUUGCCAAGGGGGAGGAGAUCACGGUGGACUACAGCCUGACGGACUGGGGCGAGAACGCCAUGAAACGCAAGCUGGCCACCGCCGUCCCCGCCAAGAAGAAGAGCCCGGCGAACCCCAGAGGCCCCGGGCGCCCCUGCUCGUCCUUCACCCGCCCGGCCCCCGCCGCCCCCCCCGUUGCCGCCUCCCGGCCCCAACCCCCCGCUGUCGCCCCCGCCGCCCUGGCCCCGCCCACCACCAACAUCAACAACAACAUCAACAUCAACAUCGGCAGCUCCAGCGCCGCCACGGUGAGCCGGCGGCAGCACUGCCCCUACUGCGGCCGCCACUACCGCUCCCUGGCCCGCCACCUGGAGAAGCACCACGCCAACCAGCCGGAGAGGGAGAGGGACUCGCCGGCCACUCGCGCCGGCGCCGUCUCCUUCUCGCUGUCGCUGUCCCCGCCUUCCGCCGCUCCGGCCGCCGCCUCCAAGAAAGGCACCGGCCCGCCGGCGCCCAAGCGAGCCUCCUCCUCCUCCGCCACCGCUGCGGCGGCGACGCCAAGGAAAGAGGAGGAGAAGGAAGAGAUGGCUCCUCCUCCGACCCCUGACCCUGAAGUGGAAGCGGACGAGGAGGAGCUGGAGCUGAGCGGAGGAGAGGGGGAGGAGGUCGAGGGGAGUCCCGAGGACAAGAAUGGAGAGAUGGCAAGCUCCCACAGACAGCACAUGCCCCCACUCCUCUCCUCCCUCUCCUGCCUGGUUCUCUACCUCCGCCGGCAGCAGCACUCCUCCUUCCUGUCCCUGACCCGCUCCUCAAGCUCGGCCGAGGCCUGGCGCCUCCUCUGCCACUCCAGCCUGGCGCUCCUCAUCCUCUACAACCGCCACCGCGAGUGCGAGGUAGCCAAGCUCACCAUCCAGGACUACCGCAAGCGCGCCACCCCCCAGACCUCCGGCUCCGGCCAGGCCAACUCCUCCGGCGGCCCCCCCACAGGCCUGGAGGUGCACCUCUCCCCCUUCGAGCGCCAGGUGCUCUGCCACCUCCCGCGCGCCGGAGUCCUGGGCAAGCGCGGCCGCAUCCAGCCCCUCAUCCUCCCCCCGCACUGCGAGCCCUGCCUGGACCUCCUCCUCCACACCAGUCCCAACGUGGGCGUGGACCCCCACAGCCCCUACAUCUUCUCCCGGCCCUACCACUCCCCCGCCACGCCCCUGCGGGGCACCGACAUGCUGCGCAACAUGGCGCGGGCCAGCGGCGCCAAGAACCCCACGGCGCUGACCCAGACGCGGGCGCGGCGCCAGGUGGCCAUCCUCACCCAGCUGCUGCUCCUGGAGGAGGGAGAGGGCCAGGGCCCUCCGGGGGGCGCCGCCGCCAAGCGCCUGGAGGACUUCCUGCAGGCCGAGUACCACGUGACGCAGACCUGCGCCACGAUUGGCCGCGACCCGGCGCUGAUGGGGCGCGUGGGCAGGGUGGUGCUGUACGGGGAGAGGGAGGGCGUGCUGUUCAGAGGGAUGAGCCUGCAGCACAUAUGUCUGGAGCUGGACGUGAUGUCCGGCAACUCUGCCGACUCCUUCUCGGACGAGUCCGAGGGGGAAGCCGAGAAAGAGGUGAAGGAGAAGGCGGAGGUGGUGAAGAAGAAGGGGCCGGGACGCCCCCCCCGGAAGAGGAGAGGCCCCCCUCCCUCGUCUGUUAACCCUUCACUACCAGGAGCCCACAAGAGGAGGAGCGUCCAGCCCAAGUCAGGGAAGCGCGGCGUGCUGAAGCGGCCCUGGUCGGAGGCGGAGCGCGUGGCCGUGGAGACGCACCUGAACAGGAACAUCGUGGAGCUGCGCGUCCCGGCCAAGGCCGACUGCGAGCGCUGCCUGCAGCUCUGCCCCCUGCUGGUCAGCAACCAGCGGGACUGGAGAGCCAUCAAGUUCUACUGCCACAACCGCAUUCAGCUGCUGAAGAAGCAGGGCAGGAGGGAGAGUGCUGGACAGGGGGGCGCUGCCUGAUAGAGAGCCAGGCAGAGAGACUGGGGGGGGGGGGGGGGGGGGGUGAAUUGGAAUGGGAACUGGAAUGGGAAAGGGUCAGGAAUCAAUGACAUGAAAGACCCACAUCUACAGUAUCCAGAUCAGACCCAGUGCUGGACCUUGGGGGAGAUGUCGCGUGUGGACUUUCUCUGAAAGGACUUAUUCCGUUAAUUUAUCAGACACAAAUGCAGUAUCGUGCAGUUAUGUAGUGGAGGGAAAUUCAGUUGAAGUGUUUGUAGGCUUUGGAAAACCCUGGUGCUUUGUGUUAGGCCACUUUGUCCCAUGUUUAGAAUCAAUCUAAACUUUCUUAAGCGAUCGGGAAGAGGAGAAGGUGAGUGCUGGAGUGAAGAUGAGCGUCGACCUUAAAGAUGAAGACCAAAUGUCAGUGUUUUACGUGGCUGUGUGUACAAAGAUAGAAGGAGACCCUAAACAUCCCUGUAGUGUUAGCCCGGGUGUCAUUUAGUGACACACCUUUUGAACUGUACAGUUUCUGUGUUGGAUAUCGAUAAUUGACUGGCGUGUUACCCUAACCUUCACCGUCAUGGCUGACUGUAUUCAGGUGUAUUGAUUGAUGACUCCCUGUGAACUCAUUCACACACAUACCUCUGUACCAUGGUUGUAGUCAAACUAGUAUGAAAUUAGGCACGCAUACUUGAACUUGUUUCUUUUUUAUUAUUAUUCUUUUACAAACAACAUAUGGUCUUAUCAUUUACAUUGUACAUACUUACUAAUCAGCUUUGACAUUUUAAACAAAAUAGUGGUUAUAAAGUUGAUAUUGUGCUAUUGGUGUACAUAUUGUAAAUAGUACUUAUUAAAGUGUACAACAUUUUGAAGGGUUUUCUUAAACAGGAAAGUUAAAUGGUUGUACAUCCCCAAACAACUGUAGCUUAAUCAAAAAAACAAAAGAUUGUACCAAAAUAAAUGUUCCCUGGGAAAUAUUUAGUAAAAGAACCAUUGAAUUUGACUUACAGGUAAAUAGCAAAACAAUCAAGCUUGAAUCAACAUUAACGAUGUUGCAGUUUAUACUGAAAGAUGUUUUUUUUCCAAGUCAAAGUAGCAGAUUCCAUAACAAUAUUACUCUUUGCUAAUCAACUUUUUCCUUAUUAAUUAGGGAUUUCAUGGUUGAAUGAGUCAGGUUAUAUAUGUUUAUGUGGAGUGUGGAACACUGGUUUAAACUGACAGUUACUCUGUAUACUGCUAGGUUUCUUUUUUUAUCAUUUGAAAUGAAUAAACAGUAACGAACCCACACCUCAAAAAACAUCCUAGCAUGGCUACUGGUUGAGAUGGCAUUGAAGACGUAUUAGAUUGUGCUCAAUUGCUGUGAAUGAAGUGAAUAGCUAAGUACAAGUUCAAGACAAAUCAACGUAUUUAUUACACAUAUGUAAGGUGCAAGUUUCUGAUACUCAACUGGAGUGUAUCACAGAAGGCUGGACAAAGAAUAUAGGAAAUCAAGGGAGUUAAUGGUGUCACAAUAUGGGAGGAUACAAGACGAUUAGCAUAGCCUUCGAAAGCAAAGAAAAAAGACACUGCAUGCUAGAUGGCUUUUGUUUAGAUCUUUAGAUACAGGGCUCUUGAUGCUCCUCCUAUUUUCCUCGUAUAAAGUUGCAUGGCCUUAUGCACUUAAUAUUGUGACCUCUGACCUACACUAGUGUCACAGGCCUUUCCUAGUUGCACCUUACAAAAAACUAACUUAUGGCUAUGCAGGCUUAAGAAGACAGCAUAAUGACAGUUUAUCAAUGAUACAAGAAACAUAAUUAAUAGAGAGGCAUAUUUCUCUCCUGGACUUAACCAAGGGUUAUGUUCUAAUGAGCUUAAUUUAGCAAGGUAUAGAUCAAACAUUGUUUAUUAUAUUCAGUGCAUUUCAAACCGAAUCAUUAUCUUUAAUUCUUGUUAACUGAGCAGGGGACAGACUACUUCAGCAUGCAUUGUCUGUGUUGCCCGCAGAAGUAGAGAUAUUCAGUUGUUAUUAUGAAACAUACUGUACAACCCACAUCUACUGCAAAGGCCAGAAACUCGCCCCACUCUACUUUCACACUCCUCUUCCUCUCCUGACCACACCGUUUGUGCACAAGCAUCUACAAUAAAAAAUAUACAAAUACAAACAAAUGUACUGUAGCUUUAAAAAAACACAACACUGUACUAACAUACAUUUCACCAAGCAGUUUGAAUAAUUGUAUGUUGUUUGGAUGAGAAUUGAGCUAAUACAGGUACAGAAGAACUGUUUAAUAGGACCUUGGCUCUUGUUGGUGUCUAUUUAGUGUCAUCCUGGUAAUUGAUUAGACAUGUUUCUCAGACAUAUUCUGGCUUUUAGAAGGAUCAUCCAAACAUGACGUCCCAAUGGACACUGCCUGUGUGUAUAGCUAAACACUGCCUGUCAUUGUCUCAGAUACUUAGAUGACAAGAUCACCUGUACAGUUUUUACAAAUCAGAAUCAGAAUCAGAAACCAUUUCAGAUGGCGUUGGUUUUAAAAGGGGGGAAGCUUCAGUUACAAGCUGUACGUCUUGCUCAGUUUUACAUUUGGUUUCAGGUGGAACAUCUAUUAUCCUUAAAGGGGCUUUCUCAUCUCUACCUGGGUUGAAAAGUGGAAACACCUUCUCUGUAAACUUAGUAGCUAAAGUGCCAAUAUGUUUCUGAUCUUUGACAUC
Messenger RNA from Hypomesus transpacificus, 5049 nucleotides. RefSeq lists its product as uncharacterized. Gene Ontology annotation, molecular function: protein binding. The record is from RefSeq and is a predicted model, not a curated record. Bases 1 to 2385 code for a protein of 794 amino acids. NCBI's taxonomy places the organism in Eukaryota, Metazoa, Chordata, Actinopteri, Osmeriformes, Osmeridae. The transcript is spliced from 11 exons.